CAAAGUUUACAAAAUUUGAUCGUGAAAAAUCAAAUGAGAAGAACAUUUUCGGACGAAGUAAGUAUAUAUUCUCUUCGAUGGGGUGUUUUAUUUCUUAGCUUGUUGUGUGUGUAUAUAUAUAUAUAUACACCGGGUGUAAAUUAACCCAACUACAAUAUAGCUCCAAGAUCAAACAUCAAGAAAAGAAAAGAGUUGAAUUAAUUAAUGGCAUCAAUAACUAAUGGGGAAUCCGUUGUUGGGGUUAAUACUUCACAAGGAAGCAUCACAAUAUCUUUUGAUGUGCGAGGUUUGAGGAAGGAAGAACUAAAAAUAGAGUGUAUUCAAAGAAGGAGAGGGCGAAACAAAGUGAGGAUAAGAGGAGAAAGGUUUGAAGAGGAGAUAGUCUUUUCUGAAGAUUGGGACGCCGGUGAUAUUCAUGCAUUGUUUCACAAUGGAAUUCUCACUCUCAAACUUGUCAAGAACAAGACCUCUAACACUACUAGUGCUCUAGCAUCAUCUUCAUCAUCAUCAUCAAUAUUAUCUAAUAAUGACGACGAUGAUGAACGAGUAACUGAAAUCAAGAUUUCCGAGGAACAAGGAAGAGGAGGAGGUAGUGAUACCAAACAUACUGUCAUGACCGCAGAGCAAAUACUUUAUGAUGUUGUGCAUAGGGAAGAUGCUGACACCCUUAUUGUCUCUUUGCCAUCAGGAUUGUUAAAGGAGCAAAUAAAGCUUCAAUUACUCAGAAAAGAGAGCCUGAGGAUCCUCCUCUUCUCCCAUCAUUCUAAAUGGAUCACCCUACAAAAAGAGUUCCCCCUCCCACCGGAUUGCCACAAAAACAGCAUCAAAGCAAAGCUCGCAGGCGGCGACAUUCUCUACGUCAUCUUUCCGAAAAAACGUAACGAUCCGUCGACGGCGAAACCGGCGGCGGUGGCGGAUUCUGGCGAGACGACCGGUGGCCGCCGGAAAAGACGGAGAAACAACGAAGAGGAGAAAGUUAUCACGGAGGUGGUAGGCGGUGACGGCGAUUAUGGUGAACAGAUUAAAGCAAGAAAGGUGAUGAAGCUUCGGCGGCAGCCGCCUAUGAAGUGGUUGAAUGUGGCGGCGGCUGUGGCGGCCCUAGCGGUGGUUGCAGGUGUUGCCAUGUAUAUGUCAACACCAUAAAUAGUUAUAUAUGUAAUCCUUGUGUAAAUGUAUUUAUUCGGGUCAAAUUGGUCUAUAUAUGUAUGUUGCACCAAAUUCAUCAAUUGGUCCUUAUAACUAAAAAAAAUGUGAAUUAAUUGAGUCAUAUGUC
Cuscuta campestris is the source of this 1273-nucleotide messenger RNA. The record is from the annotation of a GenBank genome assembly. NCBI's taxonomy places the organism in Eukaryota, Viridiplantae, Streptophyta, Magnoliopsida, Solanales, Convolvulaceae.